Molecule: messenger RNA, 2703 nt
Organism: Cheilinus undulatus (humphead wrasse)
Lineage: Eukaryota; Metazoa; Chordata; Actinopteri; Labriformes; Labridae
Gene: cdca7a
Product: cell division cycle associated 7a
Exons: 10
Coding region: 196-1401 (401 amino acids)
Biological process (GO): regulation of DNA-templated transcription
Cellular component (GO): nucleus
Source: RefSeq, a predicted model, not a curated record
GAUCAGCUCUUUUCAAAUAAACUGCGCUAUUUUGUUAAAACCUGAUUAAUAUAUUUUAUGUGGCUUGAAGGACCUUCGGGUGGCGCGGGAGAUGAACAGAGUCUGACUUAGCUGCAGGUCCUGCUUUGUCCAUUGCAGAUCUAGUGCAACUUCUGUUCGUGGGUCUCAGCGCAUUUCGGACGAUUUUAAAGAAAAAUGCCCUCCACACGCUCCAAGACACUGGCAUCCCAGCCUCAGUCCACCAGGAUGAGCCUAAGGAGCUUCCGCAGCGUCCCCCUGGUUCCCAUGGAAACAUCCUCCUCGUCCUCUGAUGACAGCUGUGAUAGCUUCGGCUCUGAUGGAGGCUUCGCAAAUACGAAAAGCAGGUUGAGACCAACGAGAAGGAUGUCGGAGAAGCCGAAGGUGUUUGAGACAUCAUCAGAGGAGGACACGUGCACUGGAUUUGAGAGCAUGAUCAACAAGCAGAUGAAAGCCAUGAAAGUAGAUGCUGGACCACCAAAGCGUGGCCGCAGGUCUAACACCUUGAAGGUGGCCAUGCCGUUUCCUACUAAAAAGACAGGCAAGAAGAGGCCUGCAUCUGAACCACUGCCACAGAUUAAAGCCAAGGACCCAGACUCUGAGGAUGACGAGGAGAACUUCAUGCACAAGAGAGCCUUGAAUAUUAAAGAGAACAAAGAAAUGCUUGCAAAACUUAUGGCUGAGCUUAACAAGGUCCCGGGUCUCUUCCCAAGAAGAUCAGCCAUGUCUGCUUCCACCACGCCUCGUUUGGCACCUCGGCGCUCCAUGGGAACGCCAGGAGAACGCAGGAAGAACCCAGAGCGGCUGUCCAGAGUCCACACCAGAUCUCGCACCUUGGUUGAUGGACCCCCUAGCCCGACUCCAGAGGAGGAGCCUGAGGAUAAAUUCAGCCUGGUUCGCAGGAGCCGCUACUACGAGGAAGUCGAUGAACCACCUCGUCGUCGUACCUUCACUGGCUCAAAGGCUAUCCCUCAUGUUGUACGACCCGUGGAGGAGAUCACAGAGACCGAGCUGCAGAGGAUCUGCGUAAACGUUCGAGAGAAAGUCUACAACAGCUCCACUGGCUCCACUUGUCACCAGUGCCGCCAGAAAACCAUUGACACCAAAACCAACUGCCGUAAUCCAGAGUGUUUCGGUGUGAGAGGUCAGUUCUGCGGCCCCUGUCUCCGUAAUCGCUACGGAGAGGAGGUCCGAGACGCUCUGCUGGAUCCGGAGUGGCAGUGUCCGCCAUGCAGAGGGAUCUGUAACUGCAGCUUCUGUCGGGCAAGAGACGGUCGCUGUGCCACGGGAGUGUUGGUUUACCUGGCUAAAUAUCACGGCUAUGACAACGUGCAUGCCUACCUGAAGAGCUUGAAAAAGGAACUUGAAGAGGGAAGCAACUGAAAAACUGAGGAGGAAGCUGAUCCUGGACCUGGCUGACGAUGUGUUCACACAAAUUGUCUUACUGUUUCAGGCAUAACGAUGCUUUAAGUUCCUGUUGGUGAAAUUUCACAAACUUUUGCAUUAGUAUGCAUCAGGGAGGAUCUCAAAAAGCUAGCUCUCUAGUCUUUAGUUUGCAUUGCUUUUGUUCUCAUAGUUCUCAUAGAGGAGGGCAGAGCGGAUCACACUUCAAGGACAUUUUUAUGCAAAUUUUUAAACUGUUAACUUGUCAAAAAGCCCUCUGUGAAGCCAUGCUUGCAUGGAAAUGAUCUUCUAAAAAUGGAUUUUGCAUAAACAAUUGCUGUGGUAAACAAUGCAAAGCCAGAUGUCAUGUGAUUUAAAAGCUAAAAUGCAUCAAAAAUGUUGCUUUUUUGUCCAAAUCAUUGUGUGCACAUGGCUCACAUACUUCAAAAUGGUUGUAUAUAAUCUCACUGCUUGUUCAAAAAUCUGAUCUGUGAAGCAGAAUCAUCAUACCUGCUGUAAAAGUCUUUGUUUUUUUUUUUAGAUCUGUUAUAUUUUACAUUGUUUUAAAUGUAUACAUCUUGGGCUUGCUUGGAAUUGAAUUCCCCACCAAGUAAUCAUUCUUUGUGCCUUCUUUGUAUAAAGUGUAUGCUUAUGAUGGUCUUUAAAUCUCUUGUUGUAAAUAUUGGUGAAUUAUAUGUUGUCUUUUAGGUAAGAAGUGACCUGGUGAUCUGCUGCCGCUGAGGUGGAGCAGGUGGAAAGGGCACAGACUGGGGUCCACUGCUUCUCUCUUUCAAACCCUGUGUGAUAUAGUACAGCGCCUGGUUAAAUAUCCUUCAUUAGAUAACCGUCACUAAUGGUGUGGAAACAAUUAGCACACUUUAAUGGGACUCUCAUACCUGUAAAUCAUUUGAUCCUGUUAAAGCCCAUUUUCGCUCUGCUGCAGUCUCUCUGGCUCAUUUUCUGCUCGACUCUGUUAAGUAGGAAUGGUUUGAAGGUGCUGCUGAAGUGGCUAUAGAGUUAUGGCUUAGGUUUUUUCUUCUUCAAGUGUAACACUCAACACACAUGACAUGGAAUUAACCUUUAUGCUGUUAGUCUCUGAAAUGUUCUUGGUUCGACCCGCACCAGGAUGCUCUCUGAUUACAUGAUACAUUUUGAAAUAAUCAACGGUUAAGAUUUCUUCUUCAACGUAAAUGGCAGGUAGAGGUUCUCUUACCACGGCUUGUGUUUAUCAGAUACUCCACUGUACAGGGAGAGUGAUGCUGAACUCUUGAUGGAUAUUAUUCUGUUAAAGCUUGUUUGUUC